CCUGAGUUAGUUUAAAUAUUUUCGUGUUAUUGCCGCGAAUCGAACGUCUAGUUGAAAUAUGUUUGAUAUCCUAAUCGUAGUAUCAUGUUCACACUCGUCGGCUGGUUAGCCAGACAACAACAAUGUAGCAUGCAUGGUAGCAAAAACAGAGAGAAGGAUGGACUCUCUGGGUAUGAGGGGCCCAUCCCUAAACCAGGACUUCCUACACAGUGUGCUGAAUGCUGUUCCUCGUGGACUGACAGUGGGCCCCUCUCUAGCAAAUGAUGGCCAGUUGGGGCUCUGGUGUGUAGGACAUGCACUGCAGAAAGGGAUGCUUCUGGGUGUGGAAAACCAAAGCAACACCUUUGACCAAAGGGAAGACUUUACAGAGAGCUUGAUGGAAGAAGCAUAUCAUACGAUAAUCAAGGGGCAUCUUUGGGACAGGUGCUAUUGGAUUAGAUUUGCCUGUAAUGCAAGGAGAAAGGAUGAACAGAAUGUUACUGUUCAUGAGGUGGACGGAAGUCUCUGUCUAAGGGCCUGCAAAGACAUCAACCCAGGGACAGAACUUCUGCUUUGGAGUUUCCUAGCUGAUCCUCCGGAACACGAUGGAAGCCAAGGAGGGUCACUAACAACACCAGGCAAACCUCGCAAACAAGUAACACCUCGCAAGUCCAGGGAGGAUAGAUCCCCAGGUGUAAACUUCAUGGAGCAAGAGCUCAAGCUUACAGAGCCUGAGGAGCACACUGAAGAUUCAGACAUGUCAACUUCUCCACUGGGGUCGGUGGUGGAGGAGAGAAGCCAGGCUGGAAUCAAAAUGACCAAACCUCUUAUCUACAAAAUGAAAAAGAGAGGUGUGAGAGACUCUCAUUCCAGGGGUGAUAAAACGAUGGAACAGAGUGGAGAAGUUGACUCAGGCAAAAUAAUAAAAACAGAACGUUUCAUUCCAGAAAUAACCAAUGUGCAAUGCUCUAAUGAGGACAAACUUGUGAGUCCUGCAGACGAGCCUCCAAAGAACAGUGAAGAACCAGGUAAUGUGGUAAGAAAUCCCCAGGAGGAACAGGGGACACAGGUGGUCAGGGCCAGUUGCAGACUGGCUGCUAAACCCAGGAAGGUGCAUUCAUUAGUCAGCUGCAUCCACAAGCGUCUUCAAGGGUGCAAAAAUAGGUAUCUGGAUCGUCAAGUGACAUUGGAGGUUACGUCCAGAGUUGGUGAUGAAAAUGGACAAGCUUGCCAAGAAACAGACAUAAAAGAUAGAGAAAAUAUAAGCGCAGAUGAAAUCCGAAAGGAUAGUGACAAAGGGGGGAAGAAAGACCCGGAGGAGCUUACGACAGCUCCAGACCUCUUUAACAUCAGGGAAAGGAGGUAUACAUGUGACGAGUGUGACAAGAGUUUCUUUCAGCUCUGUCACCUGAAGAAGCACAAAUUCACUCACUCGGACCUAAAGCCUUACUUAUGCACAGAGUGUGGUAAGAAUUACAGCUCUCAAGAGAACUUCAGGGCCCACCUUCUGAUGCAUAAGGGAGAGAGGCCAUUCAAGUGCCAGCAGUGUGACAAGAGCUAUGGCCUGAAACGGGAUCUGAAGGAGCAUGAAGUUCUUCAUACAGGAGAGAGGCCUUUUGUCUGCGAUAUCUGUGGGAAGGCUUUUGCCCGCCGGCCUUCAUUACGUAUUCAUAGGGAGGCCCACCGCGCCAAGGAAGAAAAUUACCAUGCUCCUAAGCUCAAGUGCCCUGUCUGCGAUAAAGAACUGGCCAAUUCGGGCUCCCUUAGGAAUCACAUGCGCUUGCACACAGGAGAACGGCCUUAUGCCUGUCCCCACUGCAGUAAGACAUUCCGACAGCGGGGGAACCUUUUGGGGCAUCUACGCAUCCACACAGGGGAAAAGCCUUACAAGUGUAACCAUUGUAAUCAGUACUUCUCACAGGUGCCUGAACUCCGCAGACACCUCAUAUCACACACAGGGGAAGUCUACCUCUGCCCUAUAUGUGGCAAAGCCUUGCGGGACCCCCACACCUUGCGGGCCCACGAACGUUUACACACAGGGGAGAGACCUCACAAGUGUGAGGUGUGUGGGAAGGCCUACACCAUGGCCACCAAGCUACGCCGGCACAUGAAGUCCCACCUAGAGGAGAAGCCCUACAAAUGUCAGGCAUGUGGUGCUGGCUACACGCUAAUGCAGAGCUUGGUUCGCCACCAGCUCUCUCAUAAAAAGAGAGAAGAUCGGACAUCUGGGGAGCUAGCUGACGCUCUGGCAGCUCUGGAGUCUAGCCACUCUGCCCCUGCUAGAGGCAGACCUAGAAAGACUCCUCGCAAGACAGAGGUCAAGCCAUGGGUUGAUGUCACUGAAGAGAACAUGGAGAGUCAGACAGUAGUGUAUGUUCAGGCCAUCGAAGACUUAGCCAUGCCUAACUCAGGGGAGGUUGUUGUCAGCACCUAUGACUCGUAUCAUGAUAAUGCCAUAUCUUCUGUGGUAAUAGAGGAAGGGUUGGAACAGGAUUUGGGCCAGAUCCAGCUAAAUGAGAAUGUCAUUGAGAUAGUUGUCUCAGAUUCUAAUGAUAAGUGCAUUGUGGUAAGGGAGCACAAAACACACAGCAACCUGGUGAUUCUACAGGGAGAGGAUGGACUGAGCUCUGUGGCAGAGACAAUAGAGAUAGAAACAGGAGUUUAAAACUGCAAGUCACACCGUUUUGCUUUCUGAUGCUGUUUUUAUUUUUUAAAUCUUCAAAUAAAACCAAGAAUGUGAAGAAAAAAUGUUGUUUUGCCUGCUAGAUGUACUUUACCUAAAAGAAGACAAUAAGCAGUACUUAUUAGGAAAAUACAUUUGUCAUGAAUAUGAAAUAUGUUAUCACCAUCAGGAUACCCCAUUUAGAUUACUGGAGAAGGGAGCCAUAAUUGUCAACGAGUUAAAGAUAUCAGCAAAUAUUGACUCACAUCUGUGGUGGAUCUUGUCUAGCCACUAUCUACAGCAAAUGUUCUUUUCAAGGACUAUACUAAAACUACCUGCCCCUGUAUUUGAGGAAAUAUCUUAAUGGUUACAAAGAGAAAUCCUCAUGAAUAGUUUUUCUUUUUUAUCUGACUAAAAUAUAUUUGAUGUCUAGAGAAUGUUUAUGAAGGCUUAUUAAAUAGCUAUACUGUAUUUUAAUACACUGUUGUAAAUAUGGUCCAUCAACAAGACGAUCAUUAUUGUUGAAGACUCCAAUUAAAAUAGAGAAGUAACUCUGUGGUGGCUUUACAACAGUUGUAUGUGUUUUUGAACACGACUUUGACCAUUCACUCUUUAUCCAAUGCGUCAUUCAAUAUUUGGGUGCAAAUAUUUAGAUGGAUGGGACAGUCCGAGACUGAAUCAGCAAAUAUUCUGGUUUGGAGCAACUUUACUGUGAGUUUGCUAUGCUUGUCUAUGCAGCACACACUAUCAUACUCUAAAUUAGCAAAUGGCAGUAUUUAACAGGUUGAUUUAUUAUGUGUGUUUUUGACAUGGCCUUUGUCUUUAUCAUUUGAUAAUCCUCUUGUAAUGACUUAUUAGCAAACAUAUAUUUUUUUAUAAAGUAAUCCAUGAGUGGGCCCUGACAGAAAAUAAACCAUGGAGAAAGCUAUUCUUGACAUAGUGUGGAAAGCGUAUCCAUGGCUAUAGGUAAUAGUUGAAACUUUAAUGGAAAUACUGAGUGCAAUUUCCUGUUGUUGACAUGACCCAAGUGGGAGGCGCAGCCCCUAGUCAGUCUUAGUACAGUGGUUCAAUAUUAACCAGGUGGUUCAAUGUAACAGAAAGUGGGGGGUUUCAAUGAGUACUGGAUUUUGAGGGGGUGAGAAGGUUUGGUGAUGUCCUAGGUUUUGCAAGGAGUUCUGUCUUAACCAUCCGCAACAAUGGGUCGAAUACCCGCAA
Oncorhynchus keta (chum salmon) is the source of this 3856-nucleotide messenger RNA. RefSeq names its product zinc finger protein 408-like. Gene Ontology annotation, cellular component: nucleus; chromosome. The transcript is spliced from 5 exons. The record is from RefSeq and is a predicted model, not a curated record. Gene Ontology annotation, biological process: regulation of transcription by RNA polymerase II. NCBI's taxonomy places the organism in Eukaryota, Metazoa, Chordata, Actinopteri, Salmoniformes, Salmonidae. Gene Ontology annotation, molecular function: DNA-binding transcription activator activity, RNA polymerase II-specific; chromatin insulator sequence binding; RNA polymerase II cis-regulatory region sequence-specific DNA binding. The coding region runs from base 134 to 2644 and encodes 836 amino acids.